CUGAUAGAUGGCACUGACUGGCAUCACUGCUGGGCACUGACUGGCGGCACUGACUGGCACAACCCCUGGGCACUGACUGGUGGCACUGACUGGCAGCACUGCUGGGCUGCACUGGUGGGUGGCACUGGUGGGCAGCACUGGUGGGUGGGCACAGGUGGGUGGCACUGGUGGGCACAGGUGGGCGGAACUUGUGGGUGGCACUGCUGGGCACCGAUCAUCAGGGCACUGAUCAUCAGUGGCCCUGAUGAUCGGUGCCGAUCCCCGCUCUGACAACUGCCGGUUCUCGGCAGUACUUUCCUCACGAUCUGACAGCGUGAGGAAAGUGCAGCUGAGAACCGGCACUUGCAU
This is a messenger RNA of Staurois parvus, 348 nucleotides long. The record is from the annotation of a GenBank genome assembly. Lineage: Eukaryota; Metazoa; Chordata; Amphibia; Anura; Ranidae.